UAGCAAACACAACACACAACAAAUUUCAGAGUUUUUUAGUUUCCUAGUAACCAAAUUUAAAUUACUAAUUAAUCCCACAAAUGGAUCGUUUUCAGCAGCGUCGUCGCCAGCGGCACAAGCAGAAUCAUGGUUUCGUUGACAAUAUGCUCAAGGAGCUGCAGAAAAUGUCUUGGGCACCCGGCUGCCGUCCCAUGUUUGAUUCCGUGCUGCUGCCCACAAUGGGAUUCGUUAAGGAUGGAAUUCGCUUCUACAAGCGCUGCCACAAGCCCGAUCGUCGUGAGUUCAAGCGCACAGCCAUUGCCGUCGGUGCGGGCAUCCUUGUGAUGGGUGCCGUCGGUUAUCUGGUCAAGAUACUGCAGAUACCCAUGAUCCUCACUGCCUACACCACAGACCCGUGAGAGAAAUGAGUAAUAAAGUUGCACAGUUCAUCCGAUAGCA
Drosophila guanche is the source of this 438-nucleotide messenger RNA. RefSeq names its product protein transport protein Sec61 subunit gamma-1. Gene Ontology annotation, cellular component: Ssh1 translocon complex; membrane. Lineage: Eukaryota; Metazoa; Arthropoda; Insecta; Diptera; Drosophilidae. The transcript has 2 exons. The record is from RefSeq and is a predicted model, not a curated record. Gene Ontology annotation, biological process: post-translational protein targeting to membrane, translocation; protein targeting. Gene Ontology annotation, molecular function: transmembrane protein transporter activity. The coding region runs from base 81 to 398 and encodes 105 amino acids.